Messenger RNA from Striga asiatica, 318 nucleotides. Lineage: Eukaryota; Viridiplantae; Streptophyta; Magnoliopsida; Lamiales; Orobanchaceae. The record is from the annotation of a GenBank genome assembly.
AUGAAGCCUCUCUUUCUUCUUUACCUACUAUGCUUUUGUACUCAUGCCAUCUUCAGUUUAAAAGCUGAAGGAAAUCGACUCGACAAGUUUGGUCAAAAACUACCCGAAAAAGCAACGAGCAUCCGUAAGCAGAAUGCAGCUAAAAUCAUCAGCAAACCAGAUAUGAAAGUCGGCUCAAAACCACCAGUCUGCGGUAGAGAGAACCGAAAAUGUGGGCCCUGCAGGCCGGUUCUCAUCAAGGUACCCAUGAAAGUACCAGCUUUUUCAGUCAAAGAUUACUACCCGGAAAUCUGGACGUGCGUGUGUGAUUGCGUGUGA